This is a messenger RNA of Periophthalmus magnuspinnatus, 919 nucleotides long. RefSeq names its product ribosyldihydronicotinamide dehydrogenase [quinone]-like. NCBI's taxonomy places the organism in Eukaryota, Metazoa, Chordata, Actinopteri, Gobiiformes, Gobiidae. Gene Ontology annotation, molecular function: NAD(P)H dehydrogenase (quinone) activity. Gene Ontology annotation, cellular component: cytosol. The transcript has 5 exons. The record is from RefSeq and is a predicted model, not a curated record. The coding region runs from base 2 to 877 and encodes 291 amino acids.
AAUGGCAAGCAAAGUCUUGAUUGUGUAUGCUCACCAAAGCCCCAGCUCAUUCAGUGCUGCUGCCAAAGAUGCUGCUGUGGAGGUUUUGAAGUCCGAGAACUGCACGGUGGAGGUGUCUGACUUGUAUGCCAUGAACUUCAAAGCCACUGCUACUGCUGAAGACAUCACUGGUGAGGUGAAGAAUGCCGACCACUUUUGCUAUGCAGAGGAGACGAAACUGGCAUGGGAGGAUGGCCGACUGUGUGCAGAUAUCACUGAGGAACAGCGCAAACUCAAUGAAGCAGAUCUCAUCAUAUUUCAGGUGAAGACUAUUUUAAGCAUGAUGCAGUCGAGCAUUGACAAACAUUUUUGUGUAUUUCAGUUCCCCAUGUACUGGUUCUCUGUGCCUGCCAUCCUGAAAGGCUGGUUUGACCGGGUGCUCACCCUGGGGUUUGCUUACACACAAGAUAAGCGCUACAGCCAGGGCAUCUUUGAGAAUAAGAAGGCCAUGCUGUCCUUCACAACAGGAUCCCAAGAGACCAUGUUUAGUCCAAAUGGCAUCAAUGGAGACAUGAAUGUCACUCUAUGGCCUUUACAAAAUGGGAUCCUGCAUUACUGUGGCUUCCAAGUCUUGGCCCCUCAGAUCUUUUGGGACCCCGUGUUGGCCCCUCUGGAGAGGCGCAACUCAAUGCUGGAGGCCUGGCGCACUCGUCUGCAGGGCCUCCUGAAGGAGCAGCCCCUCUCCUUCACCCCCAUGUGCUGCUUUGACAGCGAGAAGGGCUUCCAGCUCCGACCUGAGGCCCUGGAGAAACAUGCCAAUGGAGAGUUUGGCCUGACUGUGGGUAUCCAUCUGGGAAAACCACUGCCGCCCAAUAACCAGAUGAAGGCUGGGGUCUGAAUGAGCUGUCUGUGAAUGCACUGUCAAAGAUUGUUUUCAGUC